AUGGCAUUAGCAGCAUCUCCUGUGGCGGCGUGCCUCGCUGGCAGUCGGGUGGGCGAGGACGGCCCGCUGAGAUUUGCUUCCGCUUUGGGCCAAUACGCUAGCACUUGCCUAGGUGUUACGUUACCUACGAUUCAGUACCAACUUAUACUCCAAUUCACUCUACCAACUUAUACUCAAAUCAUCAAGCAAGCUUCAACCAACAGCAGCAGCGUGACCAUUGAUGCCCUCAUCGUCGGUGGUGGGUUUGCCGGAAUUGGCCAAGCUUAUGCCUUGCGCAACCUUGGCCUGUCUAUCAAGCUAAUCGACUCACUCCACGAUGUGGGAGGAACAUGGCGCUCCAACAUUUAUCCCGGUGCCACCAGCGAUCCUGAAAGCUUCGUGUACCGACUUUUCUGGGACAAGGAAGACUUGCAAUCUUAUCCCUGGACCCGUCGGUACCUGCGACAGCCUGAAAUUCUUGCUUACCUGGAGCAUUUCGUCGAAAAGCACGGCCUCCGCAAGCAAAUGCAGUUCAACACGGAAUUAUUAUCGGCCGCCUGGGACGACGAUGCCGCCACCUGGGAAAUUAAGACAAACACGGGAGAGACAUACUCUGCACCCUAUUUCAUUUCUGCCAUGGGUGAUCUGAGCAAGGCACAUCGACCCAGCAUCCCAGGGGCAUCCUCAUUUGGCGGGGUCCUCGUGCACUCGUCUCACUGGCCUGACACCCUCAAUGUCACUGACAAGCGCGUCGGUGUUGUGGGCUGCGGCGCGAGCGGAGUCCAGAUCAUGACCACCAUCGCGCCUAAAGUAUUGUCACUGACAGGCUUCUUCCGCCACCCACAGUACGUGGUACCCAGCAACGACAGGGAAGUCACCGUGAAGCAUAGGGAGUGGGUCAAUGAGAACUAUGAUGUGAUCUGGGACCAGGACCAGAACUCUUUCAUGGGCUUUGGCUUUACCGAGUCCCCUAUUCCUUUCUUUUCCGUCGAUCCCACACGCCGCGAGCAGCUUUUGCAAGACUCUUGGAGUAACGGAAAUAGGAUGAGGUUCCUGGCGGAGCAUUUUUGCGACAUUGGAACGAACAGAGAAGCAAAUGAGGAGGUCUGUCGCUUCAUCUGUGACAAAAUCCGUCGGACGGUCAAGGACCCGAAAAAGGCGCAAAAGUUGAUUCCGAAUGAGCUCUUUGCUCGUCGUCCUAUUUGCAUGGAUGGCUACUACGAGAUGCACAAUCGAGACAACGUGGAGGUUGUGGAUUUGAGAAGGACUCCGAUCGCCGAAAUCACUCCUGUUGGGAUUCGCACCGACGAUGGAACAGUCUAUGAGCUCGACGUCAUCAUCCUUGCAACCGGGUUCGAUGCCAUCGACGGCAAUCUCAUGAAGGCAGACAUUCGCAGUCGUGGCAGGUUACUUCGAGACUCGUGGGCAGAUGGCCCACGGUCUUACAUUGGUGCCUUUGCCGCAGGCUUCCCCAACAUGUUCAUGGUCAAUGGCCUGUUGGGAGCAGUCGCAAACGUGGUGCCCGCAAUAGAAGCCAGUAUUGAGGUGAUUACGAAUGCUAUCGAGCAAGCGGAAGCCGUUAGGAAGUCUAGGGCACCAACGCCAUUGUGGAAGCUACAGUCGAAGCCGAAGAUGAGUGGAUCAAAAAGUGCAGAGCGACAGCCUAAGGGAAUCUUAUGA
Cordyceps fumosorosea ARSEF 2679 is the source of this 1659-nucleotide messenger RNA. RefSeq names its product Flavin monooxygenase-like protein. The transcript has 2 exons. The record is from RefSeq and is a predicted model, not a curated record. Lineage: Eukaryota; Fungi; Ascomycota; Sordariomycetes; Hypocreales; Cordycipitaceae. The coding region runs from base 1 to 1659 and encodes 552 amino acids.